Molecule: messenger RNA, 222 nt
Organism: Blepharisma stoltei
Lineage: Eukaryota; Ciliophora; Heterotrichea; Heterotrichida; Blepharismidae
Source: the annotation of a GenBank genome assembly
AUGAUAAAACUCAAUAAUGAGCCAUACAAUAGAUUUUGGUACCAAUGAAUUUUAAAAUUAUUUUUAAACAACCUAAGAUAUAGUAUCAAUAAAAUAUCUAAAAAGGUGAUAUGACUAUUUCUGAAAUCAAUCAAAACUAUAAAUCACAAAAAUGAUAUUGAGCUAUUUAUUAUUGCAUUUCAAAUUGCAAUUCUUUAUAAUCCUACGAAAGCUUUGUUAUAA